Messenger RNA from Dentiscutata heterogama, 603 nucleotides. Lineage: Eukaryota; Fungi; Glomeromycota; Glomeromycetes; Diversisporales; Gigasporaceae. The record is from the annotation of a GenBank genome assembly.
GAUCUCCAAGUUCUAUAUAACAAAAAGCAACCUACAAGUAGUGCCCCAAGCAAAAACAACAAGAAGCAACACCUACCUUACCUUAGCCAGCCACUACGCUCUGACAAUAAUAAUAACAGUGAAACUUUAACAGAAGGUGAAAAAUAUCUUUAUGAAAAGUUAUCUAAAAAAUUUCAGCCUACGAAAUUACAUGUUCAGGACAUCUCUGGCGGUUGUGGUUCAAUGUAUGCAAUAGAAAUUUCUUCUUUGCAGUUUAAUGGCUUACCAAUAAUAAAACAACAUCGAAUGAUAAACGAAUUAUUGGAGGAUGAUAUUAAAAAAAUGCACGGAAUAAGAGACGGACAAAUUGUAGCAUUUAAUGACAAAUACCCAGCGGCAAAUCAUCAUAUUCUAGUAAUCCCGAAACGUCAUAUUAAAAAUAUUAAUGGAUUUACAAAAGAAGAUGUGGAGAUGGGAUUCGGUUCGCCACCAUUCAAUUCAGUUUUACAUGUUCAUAUGCAUGUUCUAUCAAAACCUGUAACAUGUAGCUGGCCAAGGUCUAUGGCAUUUGGAAAUUGGAUUUUUAGAAAUGUUGAUGAAGUUAUCGCGAAAUUAUCAAAUUAA